AUUUAACUCCGUGAUGCAUGAAACUCAGGUCCUCCUUGGGGCAUUUCUUUUGUCGGAUUACUUUCCAUGGAUGGGGUGGCUCAAUAAGUUUAAUGGCGUUGAAGCUAGAGUUGAAAAAUGCUUCAAUGAACUAGACAAGCUGUACGAUGAAGUAAUUGAGGACCAUCUUGUUCCGACAAGAUCUACCGUUGUACACGAAGACAUUGUUGAUGUUCUUCUUCGAUUCCAGAAGGAUCCAUCUCAAGUUUCCCUUAACAAUCAACAAAUCAAGGGUAUCCUCACGGACAUGUUCAUAGCGGAGACCGAUACAACAGCAUCAACUCUCGUUUGGACCUUCACCGAGAUCAUAAGAAAUCCACCAUGUAUGCAAAAGGUGCAAGAUGAGGUACGAGAGGUUGCCAAUGGAAGAAACAUGAUCGAAGAAAGUGACCUUCCCAUAUUAAAUUACUUACAAUUAAUUAUAAAAGAAGCACUUAGGCUCCACCCACCUGUUCCGUUAUCGGUCCCCCGAGAAACAACGGAGGAUUGUAUCAUAGGAGAUUACGAAAUCUCUGCAAAAACAAGGAUCAUUAUGGACGUGAGGUCGAUAGGACUUGAUCCAAAAUAUUGGAAAAAUCCUAAUGAGUUUAGACCUGAAAGAUUCAUAAACAACAUAGUUGAUUUCAAAGGGAAACAUUUUGAGUUUCUUCCUUUUGGAGUCGGAAGAAGGGGUUGUCCGGGAUUGAAUUUUGCUAUCGUACUUGUUCAACUUGUUAUUGCAAAUUUUUUGAAUCGAUUCGACUGGAAACUACCUGAUGGGAUGAGGGUGGAAGAUGUGAAUAUGGAAGAAGAUACAGGGUUGACAAUGUUCAAGAAAACUCCUCUUUGUUUGGUAGCUACUAGGGUUGUGUAAAC
This is a messenger RNA of Hibiscus syriacus, 894 nucleotides long. Its product is annotated as cytochrome P450 71A9-like. The transcript is spliced from 2 exons. The record is from RefSeq and is a predicted model, not a curated record. Bases 14 to 892 code for a protein of 292 amino acids. Lineage: Eukaryota; Viridiplantae; Streptophyta; Magnoliopsida; Malvales; Malvaceae. Gene Ontology annotation, molecular function: heme binding; iron ion binding; monooxygenase activity.